Messenger RNA from Bradysia coprophila, 1546 nucleotides. RefSeq names its product proto-oncogene serine/threonine-protein kinase mos (gene Mos). The record is from RefSeq and is a predicted model, not a curated record. Gene Ontology annotation, molecular function: protein serine/threonine kinase activity; ATP binding. Gene Ontology annotation, biological process: protein phosphorylation. Lineage: Eukaryota; Metazoa; Arthropoda; Insecta; Diptera; Sciaridae.
UUUUAAAGUGACAUAAAUGCAGAGACCAUUUUCGUCGUUCAGAGCAUCAGUCGGUAGUGUUAAUUGUGUAAAUAUUUUGAUUAAGUGAGAAAUUUCACAAAAUGCUGAAAGUGCCAACCACAGACAUUCGCAUUGAAUCGCCGAGACAGAGUGAAUAUGUGAAUAUUGUUUCAAACGAAAAGGAAAACCAUUCUAUGUUGGGCCAUGGUAGUUAUGGUCGUGUUUACAAGGCCAUUUACAGAGAUCAACCAGUUGCUGUGAAGAUUAUUCGAAAAAUGAACGAAGAAUCGGUAGCGUCAGUCAAGCGGGAAUCAAAUAUUCUGGACUGGAAUCACGAGAAUAUUAUAAAAAUCUUAAAGGUCUCAUCGCUUGACGACUGUUUCACAAUUAUAAUGGAACGUUUUCCCGGAAGCUGUCUACAAACUUGUCUGAAUCAAAUCAUGGAUCAAAUACCAGCAUGGCACCGUCUAAAAAUAUCGAUGGACAUCAUAAAUGGUCUACGCUUUUGUCAUGCAAAACAUUUGGUGCAUUUGGAUGUGAAGCCUCAAAAUGUGUUCGUCGCUGUUGUUGGUGAUGCGCCUGAAGCGGAUUACGUGUGCAAACUAUUCGAUUUCGGAUGUUCGACGUUCAUAGAUCAGCAAAAUUGCAGCACCAAUCAGCGCGGUACCAUUCGUUACAUGUCGCCCGAGAUUCUGCAAGGUUUUCCCAUUGGCUUACACGACGACAUAUAUUCGUUCGGCAUCACAAUGUGGCAAUUGAAAAGUAACACCGAUCCAUAUCACAACAUACCGUCGAACGAAUUUGUUGCUUAUCACGUCGUCAAAGACAAUCUACGUCCGGAUUCGAAACAUUUCGCAAAGGAGAAUGAAAAUGUGAAAACAAUGCAGCUGGUUGGUGUGAACACAAAUGCUUUUGACGGAAAUGAGCGUUCCGAUUUUCAGCUGAAAGCAAUUAUGCCAUUGAGGAGACCGUUAACACCGAUAACACCUAACGAUAAACGAAUACCAAUGGAAAUGGAAUUUCUAUCAACCGGUCACGUUCGGCGACACAUUAAAGCUAAACCAUCUGUGUCGAGUAGUGCUGUUAAAAAAUUGGAUUUCAAUGCGAUGUCCACUGUGAAUCGUAUGCCUUUCUCAUCACGAGCAAUCAAUAAAAAUGUAUCGGUAAAGGAGCUUAAAUUAUGUACCAGCAGCGAAGACACUGUCGACCACAAUAAUGUUGCUGCAGCAACUCUGUUCAAAGAUUCCUAUCAACAUUUGUCGAUUGAAAGGCGAAUGAAAAUAGAAAAUUCGUACGAAAAUAUCUACAAACAAUGUUGGCAACAAGACACUGCAAAACGUCCAUCAUCGCAGGCUAUUCUAGGAUUGAUACAAUCGACUUUCCAACUAUUCGAUUAAAAGAUUUUAGUUUUUUUUUCUGUGCCCAUGUCUUCGUUUAUUCAAUUUGUUUUUGUUUUAAAUUGUAAGAUAAAUCAACCAAUUUAAGUUUAAGUCAGCAAAAUGUUUUCAAUUGAAUCGAAUUACACUGAACUGUUACCAGUUACAAA